Xenopus laevis (African clawed frog) is the source of this 3522-nucleotide messenger RNA. RefSeq names its product solute carrier organic anion transporter family member 1B3 S homeolog (gene slco1b3.S). Bases 196 to 2355 code for a protein of 719 amino acids. The record is from RefSeq and is a predicted model, not a curated record. Gene Ontology annotation, molecular function: bile acid transmembrane transporter activity; serine-type endopeptidase inhibitor activity; transmembrane transporter activity. Gene Ontology annotation, biological process: transmembrane transport; bile acid and bile salt transport; sodium-independent organic anion transport. NCBI's taxonomy places the organism in Eukaryota, Metazoa, Chordata, Amphibia, Anura, Pipidae. Gene Ontology annotation, cellular component: membrane; plasma membrane; basolateral plasma membrane. The transcript has 14 exons.
AAACCAAGCUCUGCCUCCAGUCUUUGCUUUGGGGGGUGGAUGGCCUGCCCCUUCCAGUCAAGCUAUAGGGAGUUUGGGCAAAAGUUUCACAGCUGAGACUCCCGUGGGGCUGCACUGUAGUUACUGACUGAGACUCCCGUGGGCUGCACUGUAGUUACCGACUGAGACUCGAGGUCACCCCUCUCAUCGCGGACCAUGACGUCGGAGAAGGAGUCGAAUGACUCCAACAAAUCAAACAUGGAUCCACCUCAGGUUCUGAUCAGCAAUGGCGGAGGGGAAAUUCCUCCCACAAAGGUUUCCCGUUGCGCCAACCUGAAGGUGUUCCUGGUGACCCUGUGCUUCAGCUACUUUGCCAAAGCUUUCUCAGGGAGUUAUAUGAAAAGCUCCAUCACGCAGAUUGAGAGGAGGUUUGACAUCUCGUCGUCCACCGUGGGGAUGAUCGAUGGAAGCUUUGAGAUUGGCAAUUUAUUGGUGAUCGCCUUCGUUAGUUACUUUGGAGCACAGUUUCACAGGCCAAGAAUCAUUGCAGCCGGCUGUAUCUUAAUGUCCAUCGGGAGUUUCCUCAGUGCAAUGCCGCACUUCUUUAUGGGACUGUACAAGUAUGAGACAGCGAGAGGCCCUACCUCACUUCAGAGCAACACUACUUUCAGCAUGUCUCCCUGUCUGGCUAAUCAAUCAGUGGUUGACACCCCUAAUCCAGAUUGUGUAACAGAAAAUGGUUCCCACAUGUGGAUUUUCCUACUGGUGGGAAAUAUUUUACGGGGAAUCGGGGAAACUCCAAUAACUCCACUCGGAAUUUCCUACCUGGAUGAUUAUUCUAGGCCAGAAAACACUCCCCUGUAUAUUGCUUGUUUACACACCGUAGCCAUAUUUGGCCUUAUGACCGGCUUCAUGUUGGGCUCAUAUCUCGCCAGACUCUAUGUCGACGUUGGCUUCGUAGAUACAGAUACAAUAACCAUUACACCACAGGAUACACGUUGGGUUGGCGCCUGGUGGAUCGGUUUUCUUCUUGCCGGAAUCAUCACACUCAUGUCUGCCAUCCCCUUCUUUUUCCUACCCAAGAUUCUGAAAGAAGACAAGUCAGAGGAGCAGAACCCCCAAACGAAGGAAGGGGAAGGGAAAGAAGACAAACGGAAGGAAAAGCCAACAUUGAAAGGUGAGUCACUGGUUCUUUGGUUUGAGAUUGAAGAACAGUUGGAUGUUGCCAGUGAACAAAUAAAGACUUUCCCAUUUUCUCAUUCAUUUCUCAUUGAAGGUUUCUUUGCCGCCCUGAAGAAAUUGUGUUUCAACCGAUUAUUCGUCAUAUUUAUGUGUCUCACCCUCAUGCAGACCAACAGUUUUAUUGGUUUCAUUACAUACAAACCCAAGUACAUGGAGCAGCAGUAUGGCCAGUCCAUCGCCAAGGCCAACUUUGUCACUGGCAUCGCUACAUUACCAGCAGCAGCACUGGGGAUGUUCUUAGGUGGGCUGAUAAUGAAGAGGUACAAGCUUGGGCUAUUUGGGGCAUCUAAGAUGGCAUAUUGCACCUCCCUCCUGGCAUUUUUCCUGUCCCUUUCUGCCUUUUUCAUUGGCUGCAAGAACAACGAUGUUGCAGGAAUAACAGUGACGUAUGACGGGGUAAAACUGGAUGAUUUUCAAGCCAAAUUAAUAUAUUCACCCUGUAACUCUGACUGUCACUGUUCAUCAAAGCAAUGGGACCCCGUGUGUGGAGACAAUGGCGUCACCUACAUGUCCGCUUGUUUAGCCGGGUGCAAAGCUUCAGCUGGAACUGGGAGGGGCACAGUCUAUCACAACUGUUCGUGCAUUGACUCCGCACUCUUCACCGCAGUAAAUUCGUCGGCCAAUUUGGGGGCCUGCCCACGAGGGUCCGAUUGUAGCCAAAUGUUUCUGAUUUACGUGAUCACACAAGCCAUCAACACAUUUAUAUUUGCGUUAGGGGCCUCGGCGGGCUACGUGUUGCUGCUCUGGUGUGUGAGCCCAGAGCUGAAGUCACUGGCCGUGGGGGUCUAUAUGCUGCUCAUUCGCACACUGGCGGGGAUCCCGGCCCCAAUAUACUUUGGCGCAAUUAUCGACAAGUCGUGUCUGAAAUGGGGGACCAGACAGUGUGGGGGGAGAGGGGCCUGUCGCUUGUACGACGCCAACUCCUUCAGGAGGAGCUUCCUGGGUCUCACCGCUGGGAUACGCGCCCCCUCCUAUAUCCUCUUCUUUAUUUUCAUUGUGAUGGUGAAGAGACAAUUCCCCACGGGCACCGGUGCAGCCCCCAAACCCCAAGAGAAGGAGGAGGAGCUUUAUAGCAACGGCGCCAGCGCUGAGGAAAGUGCCGCCUUCCAGACGGAGAAAGAAACUCAUAUUUAAUGUGGAAAUGGCCCCCAGAACUGGACUCAUGGGAUAAUUAGAUAAUGCACCCCCUGAUCUCUCUUAGCCGGGGGGGGGCAAACGUACUAUGAGAUCCCCCAGUUAAGCUAAGUGCCUUCUGGGUAAUUCCUGGCUCUGUUGCUUUAAAUAGGACAUUUUGCAGUGCAACCAAGUUACAGUUUCUGCAGCAGUGCAACACCCAGUAGGCGGAGCCUAACAUUUCAUGGCUCCCACAGAGCAGAACUCAUUCCCUUCGCUGCACUUGAAUAAAAGUGGGGACAGUUUUUAUGUAACUCUUAGAAGACAAGUCUGCCAGUGUCCCCUCCCUGCCCCCAAACCCUCCAGCGGCGGGUGCUGUGCCCUUUAACUGGCGUCUCAUCACUUAGCGGGCGAAUAUUUCCCGUACAAGCGAAUGACAAAUAGAAGAGGCAGAUACUUUCAGGCCUGGGGGGAAAAUGAUACCAGUGGGGCAGAUAUGGGAUCCCUUAUCUGGAAACCCGUUAUCCAGAAAGCUCUGACUGACAAGAAGUCCUUCUCCCAUAGUUUAUUAUAAGCAGAUAUAAUUGUAAUUUUUAUAAAUGAUUUUCUUUUUCUCUGUAAUCAUAAAAACAGGAGCUUGUGGAACUGUAAGAUUUGGGGGACACCUGGUGGCCAUUAUGCUAACUGCCACCUGCACACAAAUCUCCUUUUUUAUGUUUUUUUAAGUGAUUUUUCAUCAUCUUUUGGCUUUAUCUAGUUUACAAAUAGGGCGGUUGGGGUCAGCCAAGAAACAAUUCCUCUGCUUGGCUAUAUUUUUACUCAUAUUGUUCCUUUAUAUUCCUUCUCCUUUGAUUCAGGCCCCUCUCCUGUUCAUAUUCCAGUCUCUCAUGCAAACCACAGCCUGGUUGCUAGGGUAGAUUGAACCCUAGCAACCAAAAUGUAAAUUGUAGAGCUGCUAAAAAUAGUAAUCAUUAAAAAUCAGUGAUACAAAUGAAAAGCCAGUUACAAAGUGCCUUUAAAUAUCAUUUGAAGGCGACGCACCCCUUUAAUGCUACGGAUUUGAGUGCAACGAUGUAUUUCAUAGGUUCUAUGUUAGAAAUGGGGGGGGGGUUGCUAUGUCUUUUGGGGAAGGGCCUGACUCACUUUUUGUGAUUUAAACAUGAACUCAAUAAAGUUUUAGUUUGUAAA